Gastrolobium bilobum is the source of this 2453-nucleotide messenger RNA. RefSeq names its product probable receptor-like protein kinase At1g11050. Lineage: Eukaryota; Viridiplantae; Streptophyta; Magnoliopsida; Fabales; Fabaceae. Gene Ontology annotation, biological process: protein phosphorylation. The record is from RefSeq and is a predicted model, not a curated record. Gene Ontology annotation, molecular function: ATP binding; protein kinase activity. The transcript has 2 exons. The coding region runs from base 254 to 2233 and encodes 659 amino acids.
GAUUGAUUACCUUCACAUCCUUCACAUACAUCUUCCUUAAACGCAACUUCCGAUCAUUAUGGUUCACAAAUAAGCGUCCCUUUUUCUAGAUUCUCAUUCUUUUCUAUCUAUUGUCUCAUCUAGAACCCAAAAAUCAGUCCCACGUUCAUGAAUAGAAAGUAGAAACAAAAACAUCAAGCUUGUGAAAGAGGAGGGUAGUAUAUAUAAGUUUUAAACUUUUAAUUCACAAUCAUAGUUGUGAAUCUCAAAAAGGAUGAAGAUUGUUGUGAUGAUAUUGCUUCCCUUGCUCUUAGCAAUGUUUUUAUGUAUAAGCUCAGCAACAGCAACCACUUCUCCUUCCCCAGCCACAUCCACAAAUACAUCCACAUGUCCUAUGGACCUGAAUUAUGUUCUGAGAAUCCCAUGGAACUCUUCUUCUUGCCAAAACUUCCAAGCUAUGGCAUCAAAAAAUGAAGCAAACACAAACAUUUGUUGCACAUCUCUGUUGUCCCUAUUUGCAAUAGCUUUUGCACAGCACCUGAAAGAAACCUCUCAAUUCAACCUUCCCAACGUUGCUACCUCAAUUUCAUGCCUUGAUGACUUCCAAUCCAAGCUCACAUCCCUCUCACUCCCCAAUAACCUGGCCAACUCAUGCUUUGACCCUCAUCAGUUUGUUAUCUCACCUAACAUCUGUGCAGGUAUUCAAACUGUCCCAGAUUGGAUCAGCAAGCUUGGUCAGAACACGCCACUCAGCACUGCUUGUAAAUCAGAUCUCACUGAUCUUUCUCUCUGUGAUGUGUGCGUGGCUGCGGGCUUACAGGUAAAGCAGAAGCUUAUUUCCAUUGAUGGGAAUGCUUCACAUUCCUUAGAUUGUUUCUACUUCGCAAUUCUUUAUGCUGCUGGAAUUGUGAAUGAGUUUGGACCUGAAAGCAAUGGUGCUGUGACUUGCAUUUUUAGUAUACCGGUUUAUUCACAAGUGGGUUCUGGUGGAAAGAGUCACCAGGCUCUUGUGUUUGGGUUGACAGGAGCUGGUGUAGCAUUGCUAGUUAUGUCUUCUUUGUUGGCGCUGUAUGUCUGGUAUGACAGGAAGCAUAGGAGGAAAAAGCUUGAGACUUUUCAAUUUGAUUUUGACCCUGAAGAACCAGGGUCUAGGCGUAGAUUGAGGCCUAAUACAGGGUCGAUUUGGUUCAAAAUUGAGGAGCUUGAGAAGGCUACUGAUAAUUUUUCAACUAAGAACUUCAUAGGGCGAGGUGGGUUUGGGUUGGUUUUCAAGGGAACCUUGUCUGAUGGAUCAGUGGUAGCAGUUAAGAGGAUAUUAGAAUCUGAUUUUCAAGGGGAUGUUGAGUUUUGUAAUGAGGUGGAGAUUAUUAGCAACUUGAAGCACCGUAAUCUGGUGCCGCUUAGAGGCUGUUGUGUGGCUGAUGAGCAUGAGAGUAAGAAUUAUGAUGAUAGCGGUAGCCAAAGAUAUCUUGUUUAUGAUUACAUGCCAAAUGGAAACCUGGAAGACCAUCUCUUUAUAUCAACGGACCCUCAAAAAGCAAAGAAUUCAUUGACUUGGCCUCAAAGAAAAAGCAUAAUCGUGGAUGUGGCAAAGGGGUUGGCUUAUUUGCACUAUGGAGUUAAACCUGCAAUUUAUCACAGGGAUAUCAAAGCCACCAAUAUACUACUUGAUGAAGAUAUGAGGGCAAGAGUUGCAGAUUUUGGGCUUGCUAAACAAAGUAGGGAGGGUCAGUCUCAUCUUACUACCAGAGUAGCCGGAACUCAUGGAUAUCUAGCACCGGAAUAUGCACUCUAUGGUCAGCUGACUGAGAAGAGUGAUGUCUAUAGCUUUGGUGUGGUUGUUUUGGAGAUAAUGUGUGGGAGGAAAGCUCUUGACUUGUCUUCAGGAGGAUCACCGAGGGCAUUCUUGAUCACGGAUUGGGCUUGGUCAUUGGUGAAAUCUGGGAAUAUAGACGAGGCUUUGGAUGCUUCCCUGUUAAAAGAUGAAAACUUUCCCAGUUCAAAUCCAAAGAGCAUAAUGGAAAGGUUCUUGCUGGUAGGAAUUCUAUGUUCUCAUGUAAUGGUUGCUUUGAGGCCAACAAUUGCUGAUGCUUUGAAGAUGUUAGAAGGUGAUAUUGAGGUUCCCCAAAUCCCGGAUAGGCCUAUGCCUCUUGGGCAUCCUGCAUUUUAUAAUGAUGGCAAUACUUUUAGCAUAUCUCCAGCAUUAAGCGGCCCCAAAUUGCGCAAUGGAGACAUGCUCAGGUCCAUUAAGUGAGAGCUGAGCCCUUCAAAUGGAUCCGAAAGUCCAGAAUGGAGCCUAUUAUUUUUUUUCAUAUGCAGGCCAUUGCAUGGAACAAAAGCAAUUUUUUUUUUUUUUUUUUUUUUUUUUAAACUUUCAAUUUGUGUAUCCUGUUUGCUCUUAUCCCGAUUAAAAUAGUUUUGGUAUAUAGUCGAGAGACGGUUAUAUUUACUAUCAUUUUAGGCUUACUACUUUU